This is a messenger RNA of Elephantulus edwardii (Cape elephant shrew), 760 nucleotides long. It is a transcript of the gene RAB5A, whose product is annotated as RAB5A, member RAS oncogene family. The transcript has 5 exons. Gene Ontology annotation, molecular function: GTP binding; GTPase activity. The coding region runs from base 103 to 750 and encodes 215 amino acids. The record is from RefSeq and is a predicted model, not a curated record. NCBI's taxonomy places the organism in Eukaryota, Metazoa, Chordata, Mammalia, Macroscelidea, Macroscelididae.
GUUUCUUUACAGGUAACUACCUCCAGAGAGAGAAAAAUCAACACUUUGCAUCCUGGAAAUUCACUUAAGAGUCUGAAUUAGGGACUUCUUUCAAACCUGGACAUGGCUAAUCGUGGAGCAACAAGACCCAACGGGCCAAAUACUGGAAAUAAAAUAUGCCAGUUCAAACUAGUACUUCUGGGAGAGUCUGCUGUUGGCAAGUCAAGCCUAGUGCUCCGUUUUGUGAAGGGCCAAUUUCAUGAAUUUCAAGAGAGUACUAUUGGGGCUGCCUUUCUCACCCAGACUGUGUGUCUUGAUGACACCACAGUCAAGUUUGAAAUAUGGGACACGGCUGGUCAGGAGCGCUACCACAGUCUGGCACCGAUGUACUACCGCGGAGCGCAGGCUGCAAUCGUCGUGUACGACAUCACGAAUGAGGAAUCCUUCGCAAGAGCAAAAAACUGGGUUAAAGAACUUCAGAGGCAAGCAAGUCCCAACAUUGUCAUAGCUUUAUCAGGAAAUAAGGCUGACUUAGCAAAUAAAAGAGCUGUAGAUUUCCAGGAAGCACAGUCUUACGCAGAUGAUAACAGUUUGUUAUUCAUGGAGACAUCAGCUAAAACAUCAAUGAAUGUAAAUGAAAUCUUUUUGGCAAUAGCUAAAAAGUUGCCAAAGAAUGAACCACAGAAUCCGGGAAGCAGUUCGGCCAGAGCGAGAGGAGUGGACCUGACGGAGCCCACGCAGCCAGCCAGGAGCCAGUGUUGUAGUAACUAACUCUCGGAAC